AUGACACAGGGCAGGCUUGACCUGAUCAAUAUGGUGCGUGAGGCCAUCCUGCGUGAAGUCUUGCUCAAGUGUCAAGACGGUGUGGUUGGCCGAUUACCGAGAGGCUUCGGCAACGACCUUGCGACAAAGUAUGGUUGCCACGUGUCGUCCGUUCGUCGCAGCAUAGCUCGAGCAAAGGCACAGGGCAUAGCGUCUGGAAACAUGCAAGUGUGUGUAGCUAACCGAAAGAAAGUUCGCGUUGGCCGGAAGAUAAAGUACACGGCUUCCCAGGCGCGAGAAAAGCUCUUGCAGGUUCCAUCCACUGCGAGAGCGUACAUCAUUGCGAUCCAUCUCCGCCAAAACCGUUACGGCACAUUGCAUCGGUAUCUCAAGCGUGGUGUGUUCCGUGCGCACUCAAAUGCUAUCCGUCCUAUGCUUACCGACGUCAACAAAUACUGCCGACUGAAAUUUGAGCUCAAUUUUAUGGCGCCCGGACAAGAUAUGUGCGAAAUGCUGGACUACGUUCACCUCGACGAAAAAUGGUUCUAUUUGACCUUAGUAAAUCGCAAGUUCUAUCUCGUCCCAGGCGAGAAGCCACCGGAGCGCAAGUGCAAGAGCAAGCGAUUCAUUACGAAGGUUAUGUUCUUGACGGCGGUGGCACGGCCUCGGCUCAACGAGGACACCGGUGUUUGGUGGGACGGCAAAAUCGGAACGUGGCCCUUCGUCAAGCAAGCCGCGGCUCUCCGCUCAAGCGUCAACCGAGAAGCUGGCACGAUUGAAACCAAGGUCAUCAGCGUCACAAAGGAUGUCUACCGUGCGUACCUGCUGGGGAAAGUGCUGGCAGCGUUGGUCCAAAAAUGGCCCAGUCGUGGACGAACCAUCAUGCUUCAGCAUGACAACGCCCGGGCACACGUAACCACGUCCGACGCCAAGCUACAGGAGAGUUUCCGUCAAUAUGCGGUACAAGGGUGGUCGUUUCAACUUGCCCCACAGCCGGCAAACUCGCCUGACCUCAACGUCUUGGACUUGGGCUUCUUCGCGGCACUGCAGUCCCUACAACAUCGUGAGUCCGCGCGCACCAUCGAUGACUUGGUGGCCAAUGUGGCGAAAGCAUUCAAGGACUAUCCGUUCGAGCGGCUCGAUCAUACCUUCAUGACGCUGCAAUCUUGUCUACUGGAGACAAUCAGAGUGGCCGGCGACAACACGUACAAGAUUCCGCACUUGCGAAAGCAGCGACAAGCAAGAUUGGGCAUCUUACCUCGCAACCUCAUUUGCCCGACGGAAGACUACCGCGACGGCACGGCCAAGUUGAGCGCUAUCGACGCGGUCGCGUAUGAACGUGCUAUGGAGACAGAGUUGGAUGAGCUUCGGACGGCUGACGAACUGUCGACGUACCUUAAGAGCAUGACACUGGACUCCGAUGUCACGGCUGCCUUGGAAGCUGCAGGACUUGAAGCUAACUCGGACAGAGCUCUGCCAUCGUGUGGUCAAAUGAAGUGCAUUCUGCAGGAAUGA
Aphanomyces astaci is the source of this 1494-nucleotide messenger RNA. RefSeq lists its product as hypothetical. The transcript has 3 exons. Gene Ontology annotation, molecular function: nucleic acid binding. The record is from RefSeq and is a predicted model, not a curated record. NCBI's taxonomy places the organism in Eukaryota, Oomycota, Saprolegniomycetes, Saprolegniales, Verrucalvaceae. The coding region runs from base 1 to 1494 and encodes 497 amino acids.